Messenger RNA from Olea europaea var. sylvestris, 731 nucleotides. RefSeq names its product dynein light chain, cytoplasmic-like. Lineage: Eukaryota; Viridiplantae; Streptophyta; Magnoliopsida; Lamiales; Oleaceae. Gene Ontology annotation, molecular function: dynein intermediate chain binding; dynein light intermediate chain binding. The coding region runs from base 149 to 586 and encodes 145 amino acids. The record is from RefSeq and is a predicted model, not a curated record. Gene Ontology annotation, cellular component: dynein complex. The transcript is spliced from 2 exons. Gene Ontology annotation, biological process: microtubule-based process.
UUCCCCCAACAACUCUAAUUUCUCUCUCUAUAUAUACAAACACACUACGACUUGUGUGUUCACAUUCUUAAUUCCAUGGUCAAAAUUCGAAAGUUUUGAGUUUCCAUCUCAACCACCAAUUUGUUUCUUCCAUUGUGCAUGAUCAUUAAUGGAGGUUACACAUUGCAAACAGAAGCAAAAGCAGGUUCUGCCAUUGCCGCCGCCGCCGUAUAGACGAAGAGUCACCGUGUUCGCCGGCAAGUCUCGAGAAGAAGUGAAGCUAGCUGCAAUUGCAAUCAGCCUCAACGUACGGCUGAGAUCAGCCGAGAUGCCAUUCACCAUGCAAGAACGUGCCGUCCGCCACGCUAGAUCUCUCCUCGGCUCCACCACCCAGCGCCGCCCUAACCCCACCCCUUUAGCGCUUUCCCUCAAAAAGGAGUUUGACUCGGAGUAUGGGCCGGCGUGGCACUGUGUGGUGGGGAAGAGUUUUGGAUCGUUCGUUACAUAUUCGCCUGGUGGUUUCGUGUAUUUCUCCAUUGAUGAUUCUCUGUCAUUUCUUCUUUUCAAAACGGAGGUUCAUUUGGUCAAGGAACCAUCAUCCACUUGAUCAAUUCACUGUUAUAUUUUCACUUUUCACCAUUUUCUAGUUUUCUUGCAAGCGUUGUUAAUUUCUCUUUGGACUGUAGAAGAAAGAAAUGAACAUGAAACUGCAUGCUUUCUCUAGGGGGUUGAAUUUUUCUUUGUCUUGAUUA